This is a messenger RNA of Pecten maximus, 3072 nucleotides long. RefSeq lists its product as uncharacterized. Lineage: Eukaryota; Metazoa; Mollusca; Bivalvia; Pectinida; Pectinidae. Gene Ontology annotation, molecular function: zinc ion binding; nucleic acid binding. The transcript has a single exon. The coding region runs from base 559 to 2802 and encodes 747 amino acids. The record is from RefSeq and is a predicted model, not a curated record.
UGAUCGGUGACUUGUAUGUGUAUACAUGUGUGGGUGGUGUGCGAGCUUGACUGUGUGAAGCGUCUGAGGGACCCCGCGCAUGCGUAGGAGACAUUCGGGUGACAGACCUGCAGACAACUGACAGCUAGCACGGAGCAGAGCGCUAUAGAUCUACCUACUAGACUAUCUACUAAACCGCCUAUUUACCCAAGUUCAAGUACUAGGUAAGUGCUUCAAUGGUGUCAGAAGUGCUUGAGCUACGCCAGGACGGGUUAUAUUGAAUUUUUAAUUCAUAUUUCUCACUUUACAAAAGUCAGAAUUGUGUCGGUAGUGUUGCACGAUUUUUCGUGUGUACAUUCUGACAAACGGCGGGAAAGAUAAAACUUUCUAAGUUUUAUGUCCGUGAGAGUUCUGUAUACAAUUUAAAUUGAUUUUUAAUUGAUUUAUAUUGAAUGUUCAUGCAGAUUUACUUCCUUGUUAUAUGUUUUUUGUAAUAAAACAACUUUAGCGACCUUUAAUUUGUUGUUUACGGUCCAGUGUAAACAUUGACACUUCGUGGGAAUAAGCUAUAUUUCUACAAUGCCGUUUAAAAUAAAUUACGCUACGGAGGAGGAGAUGAUACAAUGCCUACCAAGGAUUGGAAUCAAAAGGGCGAGAAGGUUGGUGUACUUGAGGGAAACAGAGGGGGCAAUAACCUCUGAUACUUUAAGUAGAGUUCUGAAGGCAGACCCCAGUCAGGACCUUUUAAAUCUUAUAGAUUUUGAGGUAAGGCCAGCUACAUUACAGGUCCCCGGGGCGGGAUUUAUAGAUCGCUGGAAUCCCUUGGGCCCUACAUCUGUCCCUAUGUUACAACCGGAUGUUGGAACAGAAAUUUUGACCCCGGAAAAAAUCAACCAGAACAUAAUGAGGCCAGACAGCAGUAUGUUCUCAGAUUUGGUUAGGGGUGCGAGGCAGGGAAUGGAAACAGGGUCACCGGGUGCAAAAUGUAAACCCAAUGAGGAUAAGGGUUAUAGCUGGGAAAGGACGGGAUGGACGUUUGAUUCGAAACUACGACCUUCUCACACAGAAACAUCAAAAACAACAAGACUGUUUAACAAGGACUGUCUACUUAAGGAUUCCUCGUUGUCAUCGGGAGAGAGCAGUGUUGCAGAUUUGGAGAGGAGAUUAUCGAAUCUGCGUAUGUCAACUGACAAUAAUUUGAUUUUUAAUCAAACUAAGCAGGAGCCUCCAUCCAGGUCUGACAGGAGUCUCAAACAGGAGCCAUUCUCAGCAUCUUUAUUCAAGUCUGCUGAGGAAAUAAAAAAGCAACUGAUUGAGCAGCAUGCUCAACAAUUAGCAUUAAUUUCGCGGUUGGAGCAUGCAGCAUCUGGAUCUCUGUCUAGGACAACAAAGCGGUCUUAUAGAUCACUUAAGCAGGAGGAUGUCAACAAAGAAAAAGGACAUACUGAUUUAUCUGCUAGGCCUUCUAGGUCUAUUAAUAAGGGUAAGUCUGAUGUAAAACCUACACUGUCCAUUUCUAGGAUGUCCAUGGAAUCCGGUAUGCAGGGUCAGACAGAUCGGUGUUGUACAUCAGCAUCUGUCGACACCAGGUCCCCGUCUCACACAAGGUCACUGAAGGGUCAUAGAGGUGACCGAUACUCUAGACACCGUCGCCAGUCACCUAGGACUACAACCUCGCAUGGUAAGUCUGACAUCCAGGAUUCGCGUACGCGUAAAGGUUCCAGAGACUCUAGGUCUUCUCGAUCAGAGUUCAAGGUCACGCGCGCGAAAGGGUCAAGGUCGGACAAACACCAAAGGUCGCGAUCGAGUUCAUCAAGCUCGUCCUCGCCAGAGGGGAGGUACUUAUCUGACAAACGUCAGCAUAAGAAAAACAAAUCCUCUAAAUCGCGAUAUCACAAAAGUAAGCGCGAGGGAAAAAAGUCAAAAUUAUACUUUAGUUCUUCGAAUGAUUCCUCUAACAGCAGUUCUGAGGAAGGAAGUCUGGAGCGGUUUUCUAAAUCGCGAAGGGGUAACCCUACAAAGUUACCCAAAAACCUAAAGUAUGAUGGGAAAACAAACUGGCUGUCCUUCAAACAGAAGUUUGAGAGCUUCAGGUCUGUUCUACGGUGGUCAGAUACUGAGAGCAGAGAUUAUCUUAUCUGGAGCCUCGAUGGUAAAGCCUUGGACUUCAUAACCACCAGUAUGGGUACUGCCGGCUCAUAUAGAAGUAUAAUGAAGAGGCUAGAAGGACGAUUUGGUGCGAAGGAGCUGAAGGAAACCUCUAAAGCUAAGUUUCAGCAAGCCCAACAGAAGCAGGAUGAAUCACUGGAAGACUGGGCUGAUAGAGUGAUGACUUUGGCUACACCAGCAUUUAGAGAUUUGCCAGACAAGUAUGCUCAUCGGGAGGCAAUCUCGAAAUUUUGUCAGGGUUGUGUGGACAAAGAGGCAGGGAAGCACGCUUGUUUUGCUAACCCUGGAACCAUGGAGGCGGCCCUGGACAAAGUAAAACAGCACCAAUACAUCACUCAGGCUGUGGACGGCAAGUCUAAAAAGAAGGCAAAAGAUGAAGUUACCAUCAAUGCCGUGGAGUCCCUGUCGCAGGCCAAGGUAGAAACAAUGAUAGAGAAGGCUCUAAGUCGUUUCACCGACAAAUUCACCAAGGCUAAGGAGGAUAAGAAGGAGAAGACAACAAAAUCAUCUUCUAACAGCGCCUGUUUCUUUUGUAAGAAAACUGGUCAUUUCAAGAAAGAUUGCGAAAAAUAUAAGAAAUGGCUGCAAAAGAAAAAGGAUGGGGAUACAGAUAACUCCACACCCGAUUUAAACACCAAAGGUUCAGGUGUGUAGGCCAAACCCCUGAGCCAGGACAAGAUGGCCGUCCAAAAGGAACAGAGUCUUCUAGACUCUCUCAGCCAGAAAAACCUGCUGUUGUGGCGUUGCACGCACUUCAGGCUACGGAGGUUUGUGGGACUUUUAGUCCCAAUUCAAGUACUGGGACACCUCGUCCCACUAAGGAUUAUGGGACAACCCGUCUCAUUAAGGAUAAUGGGACUUUUAGUUCCAAUUCAAGUAUUGGGACACUAGGUCCCACUAGGGAUUAUGGGACACCCCGUCCUA